AUGGCAACCGUCCCUCCGCCCAUUGUUGUGAAAACGGCUAGUCCACAAGAUUUCGCACUUGUCACAGCUAUGCGGCAGACCCGAAUCAGUCACAAUUUUGAGGACCAAGACGUUAGCAAUCACCGGGGCCUGUCUUACCAACUCAGCAAGUUGACUAAAUGGAAUUCAUCUCAACCGAUAGUGCUGUGGCCUUUGGGGAUUGGUUUGCGGUCACGCGAUCGUUGGUUCACCCUUGGUGCUCGGGGCAGUGUUGCGUCUGUAUGGUACACUCCGCUCUCGUUUUUUUCUAUCACAAGGUGGACCAAGUGGUUAGAGCGCGAAUUUACUGACCGGAAGGCUUGGGCGACCUGGCAGUAUCCCAGCGCUCGUGCGGCAUGGCGGCUAGGCACCGAAAGGGUGCUACAGCUGAACGAUUCAUUUUUUCUGUCACAAGAAUCUACGCAUACACGCGUCCUCUACCUGUCUGUGCUCUCCAUGCUUAUCCUCGUGAGCUUCGCGGUCUGGCAAGUUCUCUACCUUCGUAGAUACUUCAAGUUGAAAUACCCAACGAGCACGUUAGCAUUGAACCGGUGGAGCAUCUUUGGCGUGAGCUUGUCCAGGCCUGAGGACGAAUUACCCAUUAAACGGAUCGUACGGCUGACUUCCUCUCCUAUAAUUGGCUCGAUCAAGCUCGAGUCGUAUGUUAGUACUAUGCGACUUGGCCGGAUAUCCACGUGUUAUGGAGCUGAGAGCACCUGUUUCUAAUACUACUCGGAGUAGGCCGGAGGUAGGCCAUAGUUAACUUUGUAUAGAUGCUUCCUUGAAUCAUCGAG
Molecule: messenger RNA, 812 nt
Organism: Opisthorchis viverrini
Lineage: Eukaryota; Metazoa; Platyhelminthes; Trematoda; Opisthorchiida; Opisthorchiidae
Exons: 5
Coding region: 1-744 (247 amino acids)
Source: RefSeq, a predicted model, not a curated record